AUGAAGCUGAUUGGCCGAAGAUUGACUGUGUCGACGGCGACUUGUACGGUAGCGACUGCCAAGGAAGUCAGUCGCCUGGGGUCAUGCAUUCACCUCCACCGCCUCUUCCGUAGCAUUGAGCGAAUCAGCGAGCAGCAGCCAGCAUCAAUUGCUGAUAUGAGAAAAGCCAGCAGAUCGACCACCAACAAAACUGGUGAAGAAGUGCGCCACUGCAAUCCUGGUGCCGCAUGGCCGCAGCAGAUCAUAUGCAACCAUGCCUUCGUCGUACUUAUGGUUUAUACAGACUCGAGCCGGAACCAGAUCCGGUCCUCUCGGACCAUACGGGCGCGCCCUUCCCAUGAAGUUCCGGAAAGAGCAGCCUCCAAGGCAUUUAUCACGUCGCAGGAAUUUUCCAUGUAA
This is a messenger RNA of Sodiomyces alkalinus F11, 399 nucleotides long. RefSeq lists its product as hypothetical. The transcript is spliced from 7 exons. Lineage: Eukaryota; Fungi; Ascomycota; Sordariomycetes; Glomerellales; Plectosphaerellaceae. The coding region runs from base 1 to 399 and encodes 132 amino acids. The record is from RefSeq and is a predicted model, not a curated record.